GGGUUAACUGGUUGCUUCAAAAACAAAGUGCUUCUACGUCUCUCGAAAUGUGAAUUGAUGGUUGUCUGGUGUUGCGAAACUGUACAACUCCAUAACUUUGCUAGAAUAGAAACUUAGUGGCCUUUGACAGGAUGUUCUUGGAACCCACAUAAUAUGGCAGAUAUAGUCAUUGGUAAAGAUGUUAUCUUGCAAGAGUUUGAAGCUCUACAUGAAUUACUCAGAGUGCUGCCUAGCAGAGCUCAGCUUGGUCCCAAAUCAUUUGUUGGCCAGGUUAGGGACGUGAAGGCUCAUGGCAUGAAGUAUCUUCUUAGCUCACUCAAGGAGAAAGCUCAUGACAACUUACGCAGCUUCCCUAUCAAUUUCACCUGCUUUGAUGUUUCACAUGAUGCUGUCCUGUUGGGGUGUAAUCUCGGGAUUGUGUUUUUCUAUGAUCGGAAUAACAAUAAACUGAGCAAGUUACCACCACAAUCAGGCCAUGACCCUGUAACAGGUAUUAAGCUUUUGGCAUUAAAGCACUGUGUUGCAGUGGGCUUUGCAAAUGGUAUCAUUCUCAUCUACUCAUACCAGCUGACGGCAGCACAAGGCCUAACUAAGCAUGAUUGCAUGCAUGUUCUUGGGGCUCAUAGCAGCCCUGUCACAUGUAUGGAAUGGAGUCCUGAUGGGGAGCUUCUGUACAGUGGAGACACAGAUGGCAGGAUCAUCAUGACUGUUGUCAAUGUGCCUGGGGGUGUGACCCAGUCUGUAUUGCUGUUUGUUGAGAAUGCCCCUGUGGUUCAGUUGUCUUACUCGCCCCAGGCACUGCUUGUGUCAACCUGGAGGCAUACUGUGCUGUGGCACUUCACUGGUGAUCAGCAAAUACAAGUUGGACAGAAAGAACGAAAAAGUCCAGGAAGGUUUGGUGCAUGUUUCUAUCCACCUGCUAAACUCUUGGAAGAUCCAGACAGUCCCACACUUACUAUUUAUGCAGCAAGACCUGGUCUCCGCCUAUGGACAGCAAAUCUGGAGGGCAAUGUCUCAGCAACACUAAUGUACAAAGGAUUGAUGAGCGAAAACCCCCCAGGCAUACAGACACUGAUUCACACACCCUUCCCUGCACAAUCCAAGACCACCUCUGCAUCCAUGCAAUUUGGACCACUUCAGAUCUUCCAUGGCCAGUUUAUCCUGACAUGGGACAAGCAAAGAAUGUGUUUGCUGGACACGUCACCCUGUGCUGUGGCAUGCUACCAUAGCCAAUUCCAGGGUGAUAUUCUGGAUGUAUGUGCUGUUGGCCACGAGAUCUUUGUUCUGCAGCAGUCUGGCUCAAGGCUCAUCAGGAAAUUCUCACUGAUUCCCAAGCUGCCCAACCCGCUUGUCAAAGUAGAUCAGAUACUAGAGCAGAGUCUAAAGCAGAAUGAAGACCAAAAGGGUAUCUUACCAUUAUCCAGCCAAACAGAAGCCUGCAAAGAAGACACUCCUGACAAUGAGACAACCACUGAUGCCUCUAAUGCAGAUCUCCCUUCCUCUCACUGUGAAACCCGUGCCCCAGUGGCCAUAGAGCCAGUUCUCACAGAUGACAAGACAAAGAACCUGACUGUACUAGCUGCAAAGAUCCAAAAUGUUGUUGAAGAAGAUUAUGGAGAACUUGUUUUUCGUAAAAAGAAGAAGAAGAAGAAAUCAAAACCGGCCACCUCCAACCUUGACGUUGCCACAGUGCCUAAUUGUGUCAACAAAAAUGUGUCAGACAACAUCACUGAGGAAAUAUCGGACAUCUCUUCAGAGCUGGACUCUGGAAGUAAGAGUGAGCCCAAUUCUGGUGAUGAGGAAGGCGGAAGUUGUGGGCCCAGUCUUAGAGAAAUAGAAUGUACAGAUAGUGGUGAAACAAAGUCAGAGAGGUUGCUGGAAGUUGAACUUGGAUUGAAAGAAAGUUUAGCUGAUACAAGCCACAAACUGUCAGAGAAUGCCUCGGAAAAGUGCCAAUCGACAGAAAGCUCAGCUAGAAAAGUAUCAUUAGACCCUUCACUAAACAAUCUAGAGAGACAAGAUAAAAAGAAUCAAUCAGUAAAGGACAAGAAUCAGAGCAUGGCGAUAGAUGAUGGGAGCUGUAACCAAACUGUGAGCUUGCAGGAUGAGUGCAGUACCACAACAGGUCCCAUUACCGACAUGCUACCAGGUCAUAACUCUGUCAAUGUGGAUAGUAUUGAUGGUCCUCCAAGCCUAGACUUGAGUCAUGAGCAUUGCCAGCCUGUCCUGGGCUUGAACAAGAUGCCAUAUGAUGGCUACAAGUCUCCCCCACCGAUCUACUCAGAUAUACCACUGAACAUUUCGGACAUGUCCUUUUCAGAAGUGGAAUCAUCACACCACUUGAUCAAAACUGACCUUAGAUCUCCCACUGAGCUUAGCAUGGAUCCGCCAACUGAGGGGCAGAGCGACUCGGAAGAGACUCCACCCAUCUGCUUGGACAAGGAUGGUGCAGAGGAAUUGCCUGAGACUUCUUCCUGGACAUCGUCCCCUCGCACCCUCAGCGAGGCAGAGAGCAGCUCCAUGGAGGUGUAUAGGAGCCGUGAUGACUCUCGCAGCUCCCAGCGCUCCACUCAUUCGAAAUCCAGUCAGAGCUCAGCUCGCAGCUUUCAACUUUUGUCUGAUAGCUGGUCUGACUGCCAUGGGCCCGGGCAUGGCACAGUGAUCUCGCUGGCAGUCUCAGACACACAUUUGUGGUGUGUGACUAAUUAUGAGCAGAUAUUCUACUGCCCGACACGGUUUGAAGUGCUCUCAUGGACUCGACUUGAUGGCGAUGCCAAGAUGAUUGCUGUGAAUACUUCCGGUGAUGUCAUCUGGCUGAUUGACAAAAAAAACUAUGCGUACGCUCGUAAGGGUAUCACUGACAGUAAUCUGAUUGGUCGGGAUUGGAUCCCUGUGGAAAAGAGCAUGCGGUACAUAGCGCUGGAAGAGUCAGCAGUCUUGGGCAUAAAAAUGAAUGGCGAUGUUUUUUUAAGGUCAGGGGUGAACAAGGCCACCCCUGACGGGAAAAGUUGGCGCACCAUAAGAAUAAGUACGGAGUACGUCCAGGCAUCAUGUUUUGACGGCUUGGUCUGGUUCUUAGACAAGAAGGGAUCGAUUCAAGUGUAUAGAGAUAAGCAAAAUACUGAUGUGGAUGAGAACUGGAGUACUUUAGAAGGUAUCACCGCACGCUGGGUUUGUCUCAAUAUUGAAGGCAUGGCCUGGAUCAUUGAUGCAAAGGGCUUGCUUUGGUUCAGCUGUGAUGUGUCAUGUGACAACCCAACGGGUAGCCAGUGGUAUCAGGUCUCUCUAGGCCAAUACCUGAUGUAUGACGCAUCCCUGCUAGAGACCAUUUGGUCAUGGGUGCGACGAGGAGAUGAGACCAAGCUGGUAACUGCUAGCCCCAAGGCAGGACUGUGGUUAUUAGGAAGUAAUGGCUCUCUAAACGCGUCCCGCGGCCACCUAAUGGGUAGCUACUGGGAGUCUGUCACGCCACAGGGUUUGGCCAAAUCCGUAUUCUGGUCCUACGUGUCAGCUCGCGCUUACUCAUCUACCACUCAAAAAGGCUACGUGUGGGCUCUACAACCGAAUGGCGAGCUCGUGUGCUUUAACCCAGAGUCCAAAACUAUUGCCGUCGAUCCCCCAAGGGGCUGUGCGGUCCUCAAACUAGUGGCAGCCUCCAGCAAGACCGUAUGGGGGAUCUCACACAACUUCCGCGUUGUACAACUAGGUGGGGUCAGUGAGGCAAGCCCACAGGGAAUAGGCUGGGUGCGAUUACAGCUUGAUAUUUUUCAAAUCGGAAGGGUGUGCCACAUUAGCUCGGGUACCCUGUGUACAUGGGCGGUCGAGGAGACUGGGAAGGUGUGGCUGCGGAUCGGAGGUGAGGAAGACAGUGAUCCCAAGAUCAGUCAGGUGUGGCUGCAAGUAGACGGAGAACCGCUGAGUAACUGCAGGUUCGUCAAGGUGUCCGUCAGUCCCGAUGACGCUGUUGUCUGGGCUCUAGACGAUAGAUUCAACGUUUACGCGCGUCGCAAUGUAACGCCAGAUUUCCCUGUUGGUACUUCAUGGGAGGUGGUCCCUGGUGUUGGCAUUCGAGAGGUGUCCAUAAGCGGAGGAUAUGUAGUAUGGGCGCUGUGUACUAAUGGGGACGUUGCGUGUAGAUAUGGCGUCAGCGGGACUAAUUUUCUCGGGGACUACUGGAAAAAAGUCCCUGGGAAUUUUGAACUGAUUUCGGUUACCCCUGAUGAUGAAUUAUGGGCAAUUGAUCAAAAUGGUCAGCUGUUUUGCCGACGCACUCAGCACUUUUAUGGGACCCAGUCCCCUUUCAAGCCACGUUCUAACAGCGGAUUGUUCCCAGGAGAGGAGGAAUGGGAACUAAUUUGAUACACAUCCUAGCAAACCAUGGCUGGUUGAUUUGGGGUGUUUUCAUAAUACAUAAAAAUACAAAUAUCGAACAACCUCAAUACUAAAUUGAGAGUAGUUUACUGUCGAAUCCGUUGUAUCGCUACCCGCAUUUUCAAAACACGAUUUGUUUUUUGUCUUCUGUUCCGUCAGCAAAACCAUUCUCAGCCAAUUAGAGUCUCGCUUUGUGCACUUCCCUGGCUAUCCUCUGGACGGAAACCAGACAGUGUCGCGACAGAAUGCCAGGCAACUGCAGUAGGCGAGAGAUGGCAAGAAUCGAUUGGCUUAGAAUAAUUUGACUGGCGCAACAGAAAAUCCCAAAAGACAAAAACAAAUCGAUGUUUUUAAAAUGCGGCGUCACGAUACAACGGAUUCGACAGUAAUUGUCUGAGUUGUCUCAAGAAAAAUAGUCUUUUUUAAUGGAAGACAAAAUAAACUUUAAGCAUGUUA
Messenger RNA from Nematostella vectensis (starlet sea anemone), 4827 nucleotides. RefSeq names its product tectonin beta-propeller repeat-containing protein 2-like. NCBI's taxonomy places the organism in Eukaryota, Metazoa, Cnidaria, Anthozoa, Actiniaria, Edwardsiidae. The record is from RefSeq and is a predicted model, not a curated record. Bases 154 to 4359 code for a protein of 1401 amino acids. Gene Ontology annotation, molecular function: protein binding. The transcript is spliced from 12 exons.